AUAUAUACAUACAUACAUACAUGGAUACAUACAUACCCUAUAAUCCUCCUCUCUCCUCUAUAUAUUCGCUUCUCUACCUCCAUUUCAUAUCUCCAAACAACACUUUACUGACCCUCUCAAUCUCCCAACUAAAAGCAAACAAUUUGCUAAACCUAAUAAAAAUCAAACCAUGGCAAAAGGAAGGAGCUAAACCUGAAGCCGAGAAGAAGCCCGCCGCCGACGCUGGCGCUAAGAAAGAUGACGGCGUGAUCACCGCCGUUUAUAAGAUUGAUAUGCAUUGUGAAGGCUGUGCCAAGAAGAUCAAACGCUCGAUUAAGCAUUCUGAAGGCGUGGAAGAUGUACAGACAGAUUCUAGAGCCAACAAACUGACUGUGAUUGGCAAAAUUGAUCCCGCCAAAAUCAGAGAGAGAUUGGCUGAGAAAACCAAGAAGAAAGUUGACCUCAUUUCCCCACAACCUAAAAAGGAUGCCGCCCCGGCCGGCGGUGAUAAAAAGCCCGAAGCUGAGAAGAAACCUGAAGAGAAAAAAGAAGAAAAAAAGGCACCUAAAGAGAGUACGGUGGUCUUGAAGAUGAGAACACAUUGUGAUGGUUGCAUUCAUAAAAUCCGCAAAAUCAUUUUGAAGCUUGAUGGAGUUCAAUCGGUCGACGUGGAUGGAGUUAAAGAUUUGGUAACCGUGAAAGGCACAAUGGCCGCGAAAGAUCUCGUUCCUUACCUUAAGCAAAAGUUGAGACGGAAUGUAGACGUGGUUCCUCCUACGAAAGACGUUGCCGGUGAGAAGAAAGACGUUGGUGUUGAAAAUAAAGAGAAAGUAAAAGAAGCUGUUGAAGGCGGCGGAGAAAAGAAGGAAGACGUCGGAGAGAAAAAGGAAGCCGGCGGCGGUGGUGAAGCGAAGAUGGAGGUGAGCAAGAUGGAGUAUCAUGGAUACGAGUAUCAACCACAGCCAAUGUACUGGUCGAAUGGACACGUGUACGGAGAUCCGGGUUAUGCAGUUGAAGGGUAUCAGGAUCAUCAUCAUGAUUACAGAUACGUGAAUCCAGGGUAUAUGCUUCCUCAUCCUGGGUAUCUGAGUCAAGGGUAUGCGAUUGAUCCACGUCAUCCCCUACAUGCACCUCAAGUGUUCAGCGACGAAAAUCCGAACGCCUGCUCUGUCAUGUAAGAAAGAUUAACGGUGAAUGAUUAAGAUCUAAUGAUAAUUAGAUUCCAAA
This is a messenger RNA of Hibiscus syriacus, 1206 nucleotides long. Its product is annotated as heavy metal-associated isoprenylated plant protein 6-like. The record is from RefSeq and is a predicted model, not a curated record. The transcript is spliced from 7 exons. The coding region runs from base 21 to 1157 and encodes 378 amino acids. Gene Ontology annotation, molecular function: metal ion binding. Lineage: Eukaryota; Viridiplantae; Streptophyta; Magnoliopsida; Malvales; Malvaceae.